Molecule: messenger RNA, 7589 nt
Organism: Peromyscus leucopus (white-footed mouse)
Lineage: Eukaryota; Metazoa; Chordata; Mammalia; Rodentia; Cricetidae
Gene: Bcorl1
Product: BCL6 corepressor like 1
Exons: 17
Coding region: 329-5710 (1793 amino acids)
Biological process (GO): negative regulation of transcription by RNA polymerase II
Cellular component (GO): nucleus
Molecular function (GO): protein binding; transcription corepressor activity
Source: RefSeq, a predicted model, not a curated record
CCCCCCCCCUCGCCGCCACCUCCCUCCUACUCCCGCUUCGCCCGCUUCCCGGGCGGUGUGGAGAAGAGCAAAGUUGCGACAGCAGCCAGGGGGCUCUGCCCAGGGUCGGCGUGGCGAAGGACAGCUAGUGUCGGAGGAAAAGUAGACACACACCAGUUCAACUCCGGUCGCCCCCACUAUUACUUCGGGAGAAGAUGCACUGAAUACUUGGAUCUAUGAGACGAUUGAAUAUAUUUUCUCAUGAAGAGUCUUUGCUCAGUUGAACUUGGUUCUACCAUGCCCAGGGGGAGUGGCCACAACAGAUCCUAUCUGGCAGUGAGUGGCUGUCAUGAUCUCUACAGCACCGCUCUACAGCGGCGUGCACAACUGGACCAGUUCUGACCGGAUUCGCAUGUGUGGCAUCAACGAGGAGAGAAGAGCACCUCUUUCUGAUGAGGAGUCCACGACAGGUGACUGCCAGCACUUUGGAUCUCAGGAGUUUUGUGUCAGCAGCAGUUUUUCCAAGGUGGAGCUCACAGCAGUUGGAAGUGGCAGCAAUGCCCGGGGGGCAAACCCAGAUGGCAGUACAACAGAAAAACUUGGGCACAGGUCAGAAGAUCAGCCUGAUGAUCCCCAGCCAAAAAUGGACUAUGCUGGGAACGCAGGAGAGGCUGAGGGCCUCCUGGUGCCACUGAACAGCCCAGGAGACGGGCUGAAGCUGCCCACUCCUGAUAGCACUGAGGCCGGCCAUAGCAGGGCCAAUUGCUCUUGGACUCCCCUAAGCACCCAAAUGAGCAAACAGGUUGACUGCUCGCCAGCCGGGGUAAAGGCUUUGGACUCUCGGCACAGUGUUGGGGAGAAGAACACUUUCAUUUUGGCAACUCUGGGAACUGGAGUCCCUGUGGAGGGAACCCUGCCUCUAGUUACCACUAACUUCAGCCAGCUGCCGGCACCUAUCUGCCCUCCUGCCCCUGGGUCGACCUCUGUGACCCCGUCGGUUCCCGAUCCAUUCCAAGUUCCCCUCUCUGUCCCAGCCCCAGUGCCCCACUCAGGACUAGUUCCAGUCCAGGUUGCCACGUCAGCUUCAGCUCCUUCUCCUCCCCUAGCACCAGUGCCCGCUCUAGCUUCAGCACCGCCCUCGGUGCCUGCUCUCAUCUCUGAUUCAAACCCUCUCUCCGUGUCAGCCUCUGUCUUGGUGCCUGUACCAGCGUCUGCUCCCCACUCGGUCCCAGUGCCACUGUCGGCUCCUGCUCCUACCCCUCUCACGGUCUCUGUUUCUGCACCUCCCCUGGCCCUAAUCCAGGCUCCUGUGCCUCCUUCAGCUCCCACUUUGGUCCUUGCUUCUGUCCCAACUCCGGUCCUAGCUCCCAUGCCAGCAUCCACGCCUCCAGCAGCUCCUGCCCCUCCGUCUGUGCCGAUGCCCACUCCAACCCCAUCCUCUGGCCCGCCGUCUACCCCCACCCUUAUCCCUGCUUUUGCUCCUGCUCCGGUGCCUGCACCCACCCCGGCCCCAAUCUUUACUCCAGCCCCCACGCCCAUGCCGGCUGCCACACCAGCUGCCAUCCCCACCUCAGCACCCAUUCCAGCCUCCUUCAGUUUGAGUCGGGUGUGUUUCCCUGCAGCUCAGGCACCAGCUAUGCAAAAAGUCCCUCUGUCUUUUCAGCCAGGGACAGUGCUGACCCCUAACCAGCCGCUGGUAUACAUCCCACCUCCGAGCUGUGGGCAGCCACUCAGUGUGGCUACACUGCCAACCACUCUGGGAGUCUCUUCCACACUCACGCUCCCAGUCCUGCCAUCUUACCUACAGGAUAGGUGUCUCCCAGGUGUGUUGGCCUCCCCAGAGCUCCGCUCUUACCCAUAUGCAUUUUCCGUGGCCCGGCCUUUGGCUUCAGAUUCGAAGUUGGUCUCUUUAGAGGUGAACAGGCUCUCUUGUACUUCCCCAUCCAGCAGCACUAACACCCAGCCUCCUCCUGAUGGGAUCCCUGGACCUAUGGCAGAUACUUCCCUCACCACUGCUUCUGCCAAGGUGCUUCCAACUUCACAGCCUUUGCUGCCAGCCCCCAGUGGGAGCUCAGUCCCACCACACCCCUCCAAGAUGCCAGGCAGCACCGAGCAACAAACAGAAGGGACUUCCGUGACCUUCUCUCCUCUCAAGUCACCUCCCCAGCUCGAGCGAGAGAUGGCCUCUCCACCCGAGUGCAGCGAGAUGCCUCUUGACCUCUCUUCCAAGUCCAACCGCCAGAAGCUUCCAUUGCCGAACCAGCGUAAAACACCUCCCAUGCCUGUGUUGACCCCUGUGCACACCAGCAGCAAGGCCCUCCUUUCCACAGUCCUGUCGAGGUCUCAGCGCACAACUCAGGCAGCCGGCAGCAAUGUCACUUCCUGCCUGGGCUCCACUUCUUCGCCUUUUGUUAUCUUUCCUGAGAUGGUGAGGAAUGGAGACCCGAGCACCUGGGUCAAAAACUCCACCGCUCUGAUCAGCACCAUCCCUGGCACAUAUGUGGGAGUGGCCAACCCAGUGCCUGCAUCCCUGCUGUUGAACAAGGACCCGAACCUGGGCCUCAACCGAGAUCCUCGCCAUCUCCCCAAGCAGGAGCCUAUCUCCAUCAUUGAUCAAGGAGAGCCUAAGAGCACUGGUGCCACUUGUGGCAAGAAAGGCGGCCAGGCUGGUGCCGAGGGACAGCAAAGCACAGUCAAAUCCCGUUAUACCCCAGCCCGCAUUGCCCCUGGGCUGCCAGGGUGCCAAACCAAGGAACUGUCUUUAUGGAAACCUACAGGGCUGACAAAUAUGUACCCACGGUGUUCCAUCAAUGGGAAAGCCACUAGCACCCAGGUCCUGCCUGUCGGCUGGUCACCAUACCACCAAGCAUCUCUGCUUUCUAUUGGCAUUUCCAGUGCCGGGCAACUAACCCCCAGUCCGGGGGUGCCUAUCAGGCCCACCAGCAUUGUUUCUGAGUUUUCUGGUGUGUCAUCUCUUGGCUCCAAUGAAGCUGUUCAUGGACUUCCUGAGGGGCAGCCACGGCCUGGGGGCCCCUUUGCUCCAGAACAGGAUGCUGUCACAAAGAACAAAACUUGCCGAAUUGCUGCCAAGCCUUAUGAAGAACAAGUCAAUCCUGUCCUCUUGACUCUCAGCCCUCAGACAGGGACCCUGGCGCUGUCUGUUCAGCCUAGCAGUGGGGACAUUGGAGUGAAUCAAGGACCUGAAGAAUCUGAGAGCCGCCUCUGCUCUGAUAGUACUCCUAAGAUGGAAGGCCCCCAGGCAGCCUGUGGCCUAAAACUGGCAGGAGACACAAAGCCUAAAAACCAAGUGCUGGCUGCCUAUAUGUCCCACGAGCUGGUCUUGGCCACCCCCCAGAACUUGUGCAAGAUGCCUGAGCUGCCUUUGCUACCUCAUGACAGCCACUCUAAGGAACUCAUUUUAGAUGUGGUUCCAAGCAGCAAGAGGGGCCCCAGCACAGACCUUUCGCAGCUUGGAAGUCAGGUGGAUCUGGGGCGGGUAAAAAUGGAAAAAGUGGAUGGUGAUGUGGUCUUCAAUUUAUCCAACUGCUUCCGGGCCGAUGGUCUCCCGGCAGUUCCCCAGAGGGGCCUGGCUGAAGCUCGUGGGAAAGCCGGGCAAGCUCGAGUGAAACGGGAAAGCGUUGGGGUCUUUACUUGCAAGAACAGUUGGCAACCAGAUGAAGACACAGACUCUCUGCCACCCAAAAAGUUGAAGUGUAACAAAGACAAGGAAAUUGAGGAAGAGCCACAGCAGCAGCCUCCGCUGCUGCCACAGCCACAUGAUAAGCCUAUGGUCCGGAAUUCCCUGGGAUCCAAGUGCCGGAAGCUGCCUGGAGACCCCCAGGAACCCACCAAGAAAAACCCCAGAGUGGCUUCAGAUUCAGGAAAAGAGCACAAUGGAGUCAGGGGAAAGCACAAGCACCGGAAGCCAGCAAAGCCAGAGUCCCAGCCUCCAGGAAAACGAGCUGAUGGCCAUGAGGAAGGUUCCUUGGAAAAGAAAGCGAAGAGCAGUUUCCGUGACUUCAUCCCUGUGGUUCUGAGCACUCGGACACGCAGUCAGUCUGGAAGCAUCUGCAGCUCUUUUGCUGGUAUGGCAGACAGUGACAUGGGAAGCCAGGAGGUCUUCCCUACAGAGGAAGAGGAGGAGGUGGCUCCCACCCCCACUAAGAGGAGAAAGGUGAGAAAGACCCAAAGGGACACCCAGUACCGCAGCCAUCAUGCCCAGGACAAGACCCUGCUGAGCCAAGGCCGCAGACAUCUGUGGCGAGCCCGAGAGAUGCCCUGGAGGACAGAGGCUGCCCGGCAAAUGUGGGACACCAAUGAAGAGGAGGAAGAAGAAGAGGAGGAGGAGGAGGAGGGCCUGGUGAAGAGAAAGAAACGGAGACGACAGAAGAGCCGAAAAUACCAGACUGGGGAGUACUUGACAGAACAAGAAGAAGAGCAGCGGCGGAAAGGGAGAGCAGAUUCAAAGGCCCGUAAGCAGAAGACUUCCUCCCAAAGUUCAGAGCACUGCCUCAGGAACAGGAACCUUCUCCUGACCAGCAAAGCCCAGGGGAUCUCCGACUCACCAAACGGUUUCCUCCCAAAUAACCUGGAGGAGCCAGCCUGCCUUGAAAAUUCAGAAAAGCCAUCAGGAAAACGAAAGUGCAAGACCAAGCACAUGGCAAACGUCGCAGAAGAGGCAAGGAGCAAAGGUCGUUGGAGCCAGCAGAAGACACGAUCUUGUAAAUCUCCUACUCCAGUGAAGCCCACAGAACCAUGUACACCCUCCAAGUACCGAAGUGCUGGCCCAGAAGAGGCCUCAGAGUCACCCACUGCCCGACAGAUCCCCCCAGAGGCACGGAGACUCAUCGUGAACAAAAAUGCUGGUGAGACCCUCCUGCAGCGAGCAGCUCGCCUGGGCUAUAAGGACGUUGUUCUCUACUGCCUCCAGAAGCACAGUGAGGACGUGAAUCACCGUGACAAUGCGGGCUACACAGCCCUGCACGAGGCCUGUUCCCGGGGCUGGACUGAUAUCCUGAACAUCCUGUUGCAACAUGGGGCUAAUGUGAACUGCAGCUCCCAGGACGGCACAAGGCCAGUUCAUGAUGCUGUGGUCAAUGACAACCUGGAGACCAUCUGGCUCUUGCUAUCCUAUGGAGCUGAUCCCACACUGGCUACCUACUCGGGUCAGACAGCCAUGAAGCUGGCCAGCAGUGAUAACAUGAAGCGCUUUCUCAGUGAUCACCUCUCGGAUCUUCAGGGCAGGGCAGAGGGCGAUCCUCGCGCAUCCUGGGAUUUUUACAGCAGUUCUGUGUUGGAGAAAAAGGACGGGUUUGCCUGUGACCUCCUCCAUAAUCCUCCUGGGAGUACCGAGCAAGGAGACGAUUCAGAACAGGAUGACUUCAUGUUCGAACUCUCAGACAAGCCUCUUCUCCCUUGUUACAACCUCCAAGUGUCAGUGUCCCGUGGACCCUGCAACUGGUUCCUCUUCACCGAUGUCCUGAAGAGGCUGAAGCUUUCCUCAAGAAUCUUCCAGGCCCGGUUCCCGCACCUUGAAAUCACCACCCUGCCCAAGGCCGAGUUCUACCGGCAGGUGGCCUCAAGCCAGCUGCUGACCCCCGCUGAGAGGCCUGGGAGCUUGGAGGACAGAUCUCCCCCAGGCUCUUCUGAGACUGUGGAGCUGGUGCAGUAUGAGCCAGAGCUGCUGCGGCUCCUAGGGUCGGAGGUGGAAUACCAGUCUUGGAGCAGUUGACGGAAACAGCCCCUCCCCUGUUCUUCUUUCUUCUCCGAGUUCACCCUUCCCCCACCGCCCGUGUCUCCCCCACCACGCACCAGACUGCAGAAUGAGGCAAUAAUACGGACCAACAAGAAGCCGCCUUAUCAAUGCCAGCAUUAGUGACUGGAUUUUUGUUUUGUUUUGUUGUUUUGGGUUACAGUUAGUUCUCAUCUCCCUGUUGUUGUGGUUGGUGACGGGGGUGGAAAGUUGAACUCCACUUCUGAAGACAAGAGGUCUGGAGAUGGUGGAAGGUGGCACCAGGGUCCCUUGGACUGGCUUCUAUGCUUAUGACCAAGACCAAACAUGGACCUGGGUGGCUGUGGCCUGUCCUAAGGAGAAAUGAGAAAAGCCCAAAUCUCUCGAGUGCCCCUCCCUAUCUCCCUGUUCUCUUCUGUCUUCCAUAGUAUUUAUUUUAUUAGUAUUUAAUUUGUAUUGUUUCAUUGGUUUCUGAUAAGUCUGUAUCACUGUGACGAUUUGAGGCAACUUGUUGUAUUGAGGGACUUUCUUUACCUCCUUUCCUUUUUCUUUCUGGAUAAGCUUUGGGGAUGCCCCCUCCCUCGAAGAAAACUAGUCCCAGCUCGUCUUUCCCCAGUCGGGGGAGGGAGCAGGGUGAGGAAGGCUAGGGGGACAUCAUCAUAUGACUAAACAUCCUGGCUGCUGCUGGCCCAGAGCUGGGGGGCUGGGGGCAAAUCCCUGGCCUUUGGUGCUCCCCCACCCCCUGCCAGUCUUGCCCCACGCCCUGCCCUUUGUAGCAGCUCUGCCAUCUGGAGAUUAGUGUUUACUGAGGAGAGGGGUUCCUGAGUUACUCUAAUAAAGGCAGGUCGAGAAUGGGCCCGAGGGGUGAGGGCGCUUCCCUCACCCUGCUCUGCUCACAGUGCACAGGGUGAAGCUAUCCUGGCAUCUUCUGCCCUGUACCCAGCCCCUCCUUGCCUCACCCUGCCUACCCUGGGCUCCCUCCCCAUCUUGAGAUACUGAGCCUUUUCACCUCCCAGCCUUUGCCCUGCCAUCCCUACCGCAGACUUCCGGCCCCCUUUCCCGGCUCUCCUCCUCUGGAGUCCGCAAAGAGCCCUGGGACUGACUAGGCAAGGGCAGAGACUAGUCUCUAGUCUGGCUCCACACCCACUUGGGGACUUGGAGCUGAGUGAGUGGCACAGGGGCCUCAGAAGCCUAAGUGUUAGAUCUGUUCUAGGAGAGUCGGGGGAGGAGGGGCUUGGGUUCUUUCCAUGGCCCCACCCCUCCAUACCAUCGUCUUUCCCACUCUUCUUAUUUUUCUACCGAUUGCUAUUUUUCCGAACAAUCCUUGUAGAGUAUGUACCAUCGAAAAGCAGGAGGGCCUUGCUGUGGUUGGCUCUGGAUGGAGAUGGUACAGUUUUAUUGUACAGGUGCUAAACAACAACAAAAGAAGAAAAUGGAAAAAAAGACAAAAAAGGAAAAAAAAAAAACCAGUUUGGGGAUGGGACAAUCUGUUCUCUGGAGGCUCCUGACCCAUUUAGGAGCAUUGUUUCUUUUAACUGUGUGUGAUUUUUGUUCCCAUGGGGAUUUUCUGGGCCCCCUUCUGUAGGACAGCCCACCAUCCUGCCCAAUUGGUUUUGAACAAUUGUUUUCCCUUUUUAACAACAACAAAGUUAUAUAUAUAUAUAUAUAUAUACACACACACAUAUAUAUGUAAAGUUGAGGGGGUUUGGACUUCAGGUUUCUCUGUUGUGUUGGGAUUUCCGAUACUGUGUGGUUUAUUUGGUUUUCUGUUGGCCUUGACUUUGUUUUGCAUUUGGGUGUGUACUCUGGCUGCCCUUUAUGUUUCGUUCUCAGCCACUGGCUGUGGAGUCAAAAACACUUGCAUACUGAAACACCUGUG